UCAGUUCUGACUAAAAAAAAAUGUAGCGAAAAAUCAGUCUUUAAUUUAUAUUAAACUUUUGUAAAAUUAAUAACCUUAUGUAAUUUUUUUUAAUUAAAAAAAAUCGUUUACGAAUUUGCUAAACGAAAAAACUUCAUUCUAGCCAUAUUGAACGCGUUCCAAAUUUGGAAGUUGACCUCCAUAACCUCGUUUUGCAAAUCGGUGCCAUGAUUUUCAACCAUGGCGUUCAGUAGUAUCAGGAGUUGUUGUGGUGUCGGUUGAUCGCGAGAAAUUAAUUCUUUUCAAUGGAUUAUUUUAGUUAUUUGGAUAAUUAAAGUUGCUUUUAUUAUCGUCUACCUAUACAUUGGUCUGUUUUUGUGUUUUCUGAACUGGAUAUUACAAUGGAUCGUAGAUUUCACAGAAAAAGUUGGCGUCGGAAGAACUGUGUUUUGAUGGGCUCCAGCAGUCACAGACUUCUUUCUUCUUCUACUCUCGAUGUCAUGCUCGUAUUUUUGUGGAUACUCAUAUCAUGCUCGUGCGUAUCGCACGCUGUCCAAGUCACCAGCACGUUUCGUAGCCUGAGCUUUAGCCAAGAGCCAGAAUCUCUGGUAGCUGCUGAGGACCAGGCUGUCAGGUUCUACUGCAAGGUCAACUACACGGGGAGGGAGAGUGUGGCCGUCCAUUGGUUCAAGGACGGACAGUUGAUUCGUUCAGAGGAGAGGAGGAAGUACCAGGAGGAUGGUCUCUACAUCCGGUCAGUCCAGAGCUCCAUGCCAGGUGAGACUGACCAGGGGGAGUACGUCUGCUCUGCUACUGUCUCAGGCCUAGGCACAAUCCUCAGCAAGAAAGCCAACCUCACUCUACCUCAUGUACCAAAACACUUUGAGGAGGAGCCCAAGAACCUACAGCUGGCACCAGGGGACUGGGCAGCCUUUGAGUGUUUGAUCAACAGCCACCCACCUGCCACAGUGCAAUGGUUCAAAGGUCCAACCAGGCUCCUGCCUAAUGCUAAAACUAGAAUUUUUCCUACAGGUCUGAUAGAGCUGGGUCCUAUUUCAUCAUCUGAGUAUGGUCAGUAUGGCUGCGAGGUGGAGGUCCAAGGGAAGCUUAAAGUCAGCAACCUGGCUACGCUGUCUUCAUCUAAUGAUGCCAAAAACCCGGGGCCCCCUAAGUUUGUCAUCAGACCACGCAGCCAGCGAGUGCACCAGAAGCAGACGGCCUAUCUGCAUUGUGUGGCUCAUGGCAGGGACAUGCAGGGGAAGCCACCCAUCAUCUCCUGGCUGAAAGAUGGCAGCACCAUCAAACUGGGGGCCAACAGCACCAAGAUGCACGUAGAAGGUACAGGUACCCUGGUCAUCAAGGCUGUCACAGAGGAGGACGCAGGUGACUACACCUGCAGGGCUGUUAACUCCAUCGACUCGGAGGAUGCUGAUGCCUCCCUGACUGUUCUAGUUCCUCCAAGUUUUGUGGUGACACCAAAGAAUAUUUUAGCUCACCCGAAAACAGAUGUGAUUUUUGACUGCAAGGCCACAGGCAUCCCCCAGCCUGAGGUGACCUGGGUGAAAGAUGGUCAGGUGGUGACCAAUGGUGACUACUUCCAGAUCCAGUCCCAGGGCAGCCUGCAGGUGCUGGGGGUGCUGCCCACUGACCAGGGCAUGUACCAGUGUUUUGCCAAGAAUGAUGUGGGCAGUACACAGGCCACAGCCCAGUUGCUGCUUUCCCAGGAAGCCCCCCAAAACUCCGUCUUCCACUCCCACCCUUUUCCUCUGACAGCAGGCUCCCUGUACGAGAUGUACUCCUCUACUGCCCCUGCACCCAUCAACCUCCGAGCCGCCAUUGUCAGGAUUAGGUUUGUCACUCUCAAGUGGGAGAUCCCAAACAGCUCGGAAGUCUUUGAUCUCCAAGGCAACAGAAAUAUAACUUUCACUGUUUACUGGAAGGAGAUUGGCUCAGAGAGGGAGAGAGUGAGCAACACGACGGUGCCGGAGCUGACCAUCAACGGCCUCAAGCCAAAGACUCAGUACGAGUUCCGUGUCCGCUCCUACAACAAGGGCUACAGCAAGAGGGAGGCCAAAGUUUCCAUCACAACAGAGGAGGAUGUGUCUGUCCCAAGUCCCCCGGUCAAUCUCCAGGCGGUCACCUUGUCCUCUACUGAGAUCCAGGUCAAGUGGCAGCCUCCUGUGGAGCCUAAAGGCACCAUCAAGCAUUAUACGCUGAUAUACUAUAUGGUGAAGUCAGGCUCAGAGAACCAAAUCUCAACUAAAGAAACUUCAGUCACUCUUAACAAACUACAGAAGUUCCGUGAAUACAGCUUUAGGGUGGAGGCCAACAAUGAGAAUGGCAGGGGAGUCAGCACCUCCGAAGUCUUUGCUAGAACCUACUCGGACGUGCCCACUGACACCCCACAAAACUUCACACUUGAACUGACCAGCUCUACCUCUGUGGUGGUGAGAUGGCAGCCCCCACCUGAGACAAAGCAGAAUGGGAUCAUCACAGGCUACAAGAUCAGGGUCAAGGCCAAGGGUGAGCCAGCUCAAACUGUGCCAACUGAUGGAGACAGGAACUCGUACUCUGUCACCAACCUGUCUGAGGGUACAGACUACAUGUUCAGGAUCUCAGCCAUCACAGUCAAUGGCUCCGGCCCCCUCACCCCGUGGGAGCACAUCACAACAUACAAGGAUGACUUGCAAGAAACAACAGUGCCACCAGAGCCAGCCAAACUGUAUGCCCAACCUAAAGCCAACUCUAUCCUAGUGUCUUGGGCUCCCCCACCCCCACACAGUAAAAUUCUAGUCAGAGGCUAUGUGCUGGGCUAUGGGAAGGGCAUUGCAGAUGUCUACAAACAUUCACUGGAUGCUAAUACACACCAGUACCACAUACAGAAUUUGCAGCCAAGUUCUCAGUAUGUCAUCACCAUACGAGCCUUCAAUGCUUUGGGUCAAGGUCCCAGUAGAUACGAGACUGUCAUAACCCCAGAUGAAACAGAAGUGGAGUUUGCCACACCCAUGCUGCCACCUAUUGGCCUAAAUGCCCACGUCCUGUCCCACCACACAAUCCUCCUGACAUGGUCAGAUAACUCUCUCAGCAAGAACCAGAAGAUCACAGACAACCGCUACUACACCAUCAAGUACAGACAAGCCAGCAGACAAGUCAAGUAUAGAUAUAUUAAUGCUACUGAUUUGAACUGUCACAUUGAUGGGUUGCGUCCACAUACUGAGUAUGAGUUCAUGGUCAAGGUCAUCAAAGGUCGACGUGAAUCUGAUUACAGUAUGACCGUCGUGAACAAAACUGAUGAAGCAGAGCCCAGCACAGAACCCAGAGACCUGACACCUGUGCCAGAUGAGAACAACCCUCUCCUCCUGACCUUGAACUGGCAGCCACCGUCCAAACCCAAUGGUCAGAUCACCGGCUACCUCAUCUACUACUCCACAGAUGACCACACGGACGAGAAGAUGUGGCCAGUUGAGGGUGUUGUAGGAGACAAGUUGUCCACUGUGAUAGACAAGCUGACCCCAGACACCAAGUACCACUUUAUGGUGCAAGCCAGGAACUCUAAAGGUUUCAGUCCCAAGUCACAGAAGGUGACCUACAUCACCCCUUCAGUGGCCAACCCUGACAAAAACAAUGAUGAGAAGGAGAAGGGGCUGACGACCAAUGUCAUCAUCAUCAUUGCUGCCUGCGUUGCUGGCUUUGUCUUCUGUACAGUUGUCAUCGUCAUCAUUGUUUGUUUGUGUCGCUGCCGUGGCAACAGGGCUGCUGGCCAAACCAAGAUCCCAGUGAAGGCCAGUAAGGUGCCACCCCCCAGUGUUAAACCACCUGACCUGUGGAUCCACCAGCCCAACAGCCACCUCGAGCUCCACAAGAUGGAGAGGUCCAACCGCAGCGAGAGUUCCGCUUCAGUGGCCACCAGCACACUCAGGCGGGGGUCAAGGGGAUCAGCUGACCACACGGAUGACCAGGCCUCAACACUUGAUCGAAGGCGCAACUCUUUUGUUGAUGACCGCGGCUACCCAUCCAGUGGGGAGGAGAGGUACCAGCCCAUCCAGCCCAGGAAUCUCAUCCGACCAAAACCUGUAGCACUGCCAAUGGAUAACCAGUUGUCCUUUAGGGAACCCAUAGCCACAGUGACUGCCGCACCCAAUGGCCACAUUCUCCAGUACGGGGACAAUAGUGGUAACGGACAGCUGGGAAUGCGGCCCAUCUACCCACGUACACAGUACAACACGCAGUACACCAGCGCAGCACGGGUCAACGCUGGGGACCUGCCCCACACGUGCCCACCUUCCAGUAAGGGCAAAAUGCUGACCGCUGUGGAUGAGGAUGAACGUGAUGGCAGUGUUGACAUGGUUGGCGCCAUGGAUGAGUCUUACAAUUCAAGAAUUGGAUAUGUGAAACCUCAGCAAAAUAUCAGCCCUUACAAAAAGCCUACAGCCCCUGUCAUGUCAACACCAAACAAGGGCCAGAGAACUCCAAUUCCUUUCAACUCUAAAUCUCCUGAUCUAAAGGGCAAGAAAGAUGAAGCAGAUUUGUCUAAAUCUUUGAGCACAGAAGAGCUAACAGCAGAAAUGGCCAAUCUGGAAGGCCUGAUGAAAGAUCUGAACGCAAUCACACAGCAAGAGUUUGAGUGCUAGCAGCGGGAUGGGGGAGGGUGUGUGAAUGUGUGAGUCUGAUACACAAUCACACAGCAAGAGUUUGAGUGCUAGCAGUGGGGUGGGGGAGGGUGUGUGAAUGUGUGAGACUGACACACAAUCACACAGCAAGAGUUU
Physella acuta is the source of this 4745-nucleotide messenger RNA. RefSeq names its product neogenin. Gene Ontology annotation, cellular component: membrane. Gene Ontology annotation, biological process: cell-cell adhesion. Lineage: Eukaryota; Metazoa; Mollusca; Gastropoda; Physidae. The record is from RefSeq and is a predicted model, not a curated record. Gene Ontology annotation, molecular function: protein binding.